AUGGAUGAUCAGGACCCGGAGGGCGGAAGCCCCCCCAUACUGCCCGACGAGGGUGGAGAGGAAGGAACUUCUAAAGCAUCGGCACCAGAAGUUGGCCCCUCUGAGAGCCCCAUGUUCGUGGAUCAGGAGUCUGACGAGGACGCCCCUUCUGAAUCCGAUACGCCCGAUCGUGCCUCGCCUCUGAGAGAGUCACCCAUGUUCGUCGACCAGGGACCUGGUGGUACCAACUCACCUGAGGAUGAUGAUACUGCAUCCCCAGAGCCCGUCGGCCAGGGUCAGGAGGAGGCGCAUGCUGAACCUGAGCAACGGGAAGUCGCUGACUCUCCUGAGUCCGAACCUGCCCAAGGUCAGGGGGAAGGUGAUGAGGACAUUGAUGGCAGUGGAUCCGCCGAGGUGGAGUACGAGGACAAUAGCAGUGAUGACCCGGACGCCUGUACUCGGGCAUGUCAAGCGCAAGCGCGAAAUGCGGCAAGACGACUCAGAAUCGCAAACAAGAGAGUCGAAGCGAAGGACCGGAUAAUUGACGACUUACGGGACAAGCUCGCUGCUGCGAAGAAGGAGAUCAAGGAGCUAAGAAAGGAACUCAAGGAGUUCCAAGGGCCAGCUGAUCCGCUUCCGAAGCCGACUUGGAAAGAGUUGCUCCGUAAAUGUCUUGCCAACGAUGGAAACUACUACGACGCAUGGACCUCCAGCUACAGGGCCUUGAAUAUGUCGAUCAACGCAGAGAUGGUCCAUCCACAAAUUCGGUUCAUCGGGAAGGAUAUUGAUGCGAAUAGCCGCUCACGCCAUAACUCCCCGGAUGAUCUGGUAUCUGUAGGCUCAGGAGAGGAAAUCUACUCGGCAAUGCCACCACUUCCGGACAGUAUCAUCUACAAGAUCUUGACGGAACUACUUACCAUGGACGGCCUAGUCCAUUGCUUCUCGCGUCUGGACCCACACUGUCAGCCUGAGUCUUUUCCGACUGAGCGGCAGCUCACGCGGCAGCUCAGGAAGGUUGCCACUGGAAUCCGCGGCCGCUUCUUUAUCUCAAAAGAGGAUCGAGUCUCAAUCAGUCUAACUCACGACACGGAGGACCCGGGAACUGUGCUCGCCGCUCUGUGCGUAAGCCGCAAAUUUGCAUGGUACGGCAUUCACAUCUUCUAUGGAGUCAAUUCAUUCAGUUUCUCCUCGUUCGGAGAGAUGGAUAGAUUCGCGACAGGAUCGGGUCCUGCGAGAUGGAGUCCGUCGCUGAAGACUUUGUGCGUUCACAUUUCGGAAUCGAAAAAGAGCGUUAUCAGAAGACCAUACGAACCAGAGUCUCAGAAGGUUUACAUGACGGGCAAGACUGCAGGGCAACCCAAUUGGAGGAUGACAAGAAGCUUGAGGAAUUGCAUGGGCAUGGACUAUAUUUACCAACUUCGUGGCUUGUAUUGGGUGCGUUUUUACGACUUGGACAAGGAGAACGCUGAUCCUCGCAGGAGCCGGGCAAAAAUCCGUGACAAGAGCUUCAAAUUGGACGUCGAGAGGGUCGCGACUCAGGAGAAGGUUCCAUCACGCGCGGAGAAUUCGAGGCUGGAGAACCUCGAUCGCCUUUUCCCUGAUGCAGACUCCUGGACACCCUCGCAAGAAGACUUUGACAGGAUCCGGCCUAUCUACAACGAGGACACCGGUUACGAUAACCGUUGCAACGACCUGGACAUUGAUGCUACAUCUUCUCAAGAUACAAUAGGAAGGCGCACUCCUUCUGAUUCGGACUCGGGUGGAUCUGAUGAUGACAACGACCCUGGACCUGCGCUUCAUACGCCGCCACGCCCAUCGCGCAGACGCCGCACGUUCACGCCAGCGCCUGGCCCCGCUGACUUUGAGGAGGAACGUAGUAUUGAGCACGAGGGCAACGAGUUUUCAGAUGGGAAUGAUAAUUGCCAGCAUUCUGGCAGCGAAGAGUCAGCUCAGAAUGAUUCCGUCAGCGAGGAGCCGCAUCACGACAAUUCUGGCAGCGAAGAUGGAGAUAGCGAGGAUGAUGACAAUGAAUCCGUCACCACUGAGGGCCCUGAACAUCUGCCGCUCCCGAAAGCUCAAUCGGAAGGAGGCCUAGUUUCGCACCUGAGCAGCGACAUUGUCGGUGCUCGGCGCCAGAUUAUCGAGAUUGAGGAUGAUGACGAUCUUCAAGAAAUCCCAGAACCGACACCAGCGCCAGCCUCUGCUAGAUUGGCUUCUCGGCUCAGUCUUUUUGUCACUCCCGGAAGUGGCACUUCUGGUACACCCGACCCCAGACGACGGUCUACAAGUGGCUUGCUGGGACGUGGGGAGUCCUCAGUGUCCGUAAUCGACCUGACUCUCGAAGAAAGUGACCAUGAAGUCGAGGUCAUUGAAGACGCAUAUCUCAAGUUCAAGUUUGAGGAAGGUGGCAGCCCAGGCUCAUACGACGAAGGCCUCGAGGAGGUUGACAAUGGCAGUCCGGCUGGCCGCCUGAACCCCGGUUCGAAGCGAGCACGGCUGACGAGUUCUGUCAGUGAAGGAGGCGGAAAGCGCCAAAAGUCGAAUGAGCAUCGCAAUGGGACUGGAAAGAUCUGGUGCAUUUGGCACCCAUCACUUUAUCACUUCCGACUCAAGAACCUGCUCACCAUUAUGACUAACGAACGAUUUUGGGCCAAGGCCCCUGCGAACGACGACUAG
Messenger RNA from Diaporthe amygdali, 2655 nucleotides. RefSeq lists its product as uncharacterized. NCBI's taxonomy places the organism in Eukaryota, Fungi, Ascomycota, Sordariomycetes, Diaporthales, Diaporthaceae. The transcript has 4 exons. The coding region runs from base 1 to 2655 and encodes 884 amino acids. The record is from RefSeq and is a predicted model, not a curated record.